Messenger RNA from Scomber scombrus (Atlantic mackerel), 6174 nucleotides. RefSeq names its product dermatan-sulfate epimerase-like protein. Lineage: Eukaryota; Metazoa; Chordata; Actinopteri; Scombriformes; Scombridae. Bases 455 to 4111 code for a protein of 1218 amino acids. The transcript has a single exon. Gene Ontology annotation, molecular function: sulfotransferase activity; chondroitin-glucuronate 5-epimerase activity. The record is from RefSeq and is a predicted model, not a curated record.
GAGUUACUGGCGCACGCGUUGGGGGGGAGAUGCCAGUCUUCAGGAGCACCCAUAUUACUAUGAGGACUGAGAUAACAUGCACACAUAAGCUAAAGAUUUUUUUUCUCUCUCUAUAUGUGUGUGCGUGUGUGUAUGUGUGUGUGGCUUGGAUUGCAAUUUAAAAGCGAACUGAGCUAUGUUUUCUCCACCAGACAUUUAUAUUUAAUGGGAUGUUUGUGUUGCCUUUGCAAACAGUGACAAGAUUGUCACAAGUGGAUAUGGAAAGUGUUUGCUCUUGCACUAAAGUUUUUUUCCCUCCCUUUUUCUUGACUAUCAUGCACGGGACUUUUUUUUUAAUAUUGCACCCUUAACAAGUAUAUAUAUUCACCUGGACUUUGACUGAAUAUAUGGGACAUUACAACAUUUUUUAAGGAGGAAAAACAUCCAGCUCUCUUAAUUUUGACACCCCAGUAAAAUGUAUUCACAAAUGCCUGGCAACAUGGCAGUUAACUGGGUUGUAUAUUCUGUCUUUUUGUUACCGCUCUUCGCAGUGGGGGCUGCUUUCUCGGGGGUCUUCAAUGCCACUGACAGAGACAUUUUCACAGAUGAUUUGCUGCAGGUCAAGCUCACCCACGACAGAGCGACUGAGCAGUGGAAACAUCACUCUCCGGAUUCUCACCCCAACCUAUAUUUUAACCAAGUGGAUGUGUUGCACUUGAGGCAAAGGAGCUCCACCACCCACAGUCACAUAUUCAAAGUCAUCCGGGCGGCUGUGCUCACCAUGUUGUCUAAUGUUCCUUUUUACAUGCCCCCUGCAAAACACGAGGAGUUUACAAGCAAGUGGAAUGAGAUUUAUGGAAACAACCUGCCUCCCCUGGCUCUCUACUGCCUGUUGUGCCCAGAGGACUCUGCUGCCUUGCAGUUUCUCAUCAAGUUUAUGGACAGGAUGGCUGAUUACCCAGACUGGAAGGUGACCAGUGCGCCUAAUGAUGAGGUUCCCAUGGCACACUCUCUCACUGGGUUUGCUACUGCCUAUGACUUUAUCUACACUUUCCUGGAUGAAAGGCGGAAGGAUGUGUACCUCAAGAAAAUUCGCUCUGAGACGGAGGAGCUGUUUGAGCUCUCCAAGUACAGGGGGUGGGGGAAACAAUACCUCCAGAAUCAUCAAACUACUAAUAUAUUAGCUAUCAUGACUGGUGCAAUAGUGGUGGGAUCACAUAAUGACCAAGAGUCGAUGAUCUGGAAACAAGUGUCAGUGAAUUAUAUGGAAAAAACAAUGUUUCUGCUAAACCACAUUGUUGAUGGGUCGCUGGACGAGGGAGUAGCCUACGGGAGCUACACGGCCAAGUCCAUCACGCAGUAUGUCUUCUUAGCUCAACGCCACUUCAACAUCGACAACUUGCAGAACAACUGGCUGCGGGGACACUUCUGGUUUUAUUACGCCACUCUGUUGCCGGGGUUUCAGAGGACAGUCGGCAUAGCAGACUCCAACUACAACUGGUUUUACGGACCAGAGAGCCAGCUUGUCUUCCUCGAUACAUUUGUCAUGAGGAACGGAACGGGUAAUUGGCUGGCUCAACAGAUUAGAAAGCACCGGCCCAAGGAUGGUCCCAUGGGACAGUCUUCUGCACAGCGCUGGGCUACACUUCACACAGAAUACAUCUGGUACAACUCCCACCUCACACCACAACCUCCCCACAACUUUGGCAAAGCCUGGAUGCAUAUUUUCUCAAACUGGGGUGUGGUUACGUACGGAGCAGGGCUGCCCAAUGGUCAGGGUAAUACUUUUGUCUCCUUUAAGUCUGGCAAACUGGGUGGCCGCGCAGUCUACGACAUUGUCCAUGACAAGCCUUACUCAUGGGUAGACGGCUGGAACAGCUUUAACCCAGGUCACGAGCACCCAGACCAGAAUUCAUUCACAUUUGCUCCUAAUGGACAAGUAUUUGUGUCUGAGGCACUUUAUGGCCCAAAAUACAGCUAUCUUAACAACGUGUUAGUGUUCAGUCCGUCUCCUACUAGUCAGUGUAACAAUCCCUGGGAGGGUCAGUUGGGGGAGUGUGCCAAAUGGCUGCGCUGGACUGAUGAGGGGGUGGGUGAUGCUAAUGGGGAGGUGAUAGUCGCCUCCUCGCACAGGGACACUAUGUUUGUGAGUGGGGAAGCAGCGUCGGCUUACUCCCCCGCCAUGAGACUAAAGAGUGUGUACAGAGCUUUGGUUUUGCUCAACUCUCAAACGCUGCUUGUGCUUGACCAUGUGGAAAAGUGGGAUGAUUCACCAGUGAAGUCACUCAGUGCUUUUUUCCACAAUCUGGACAUUGAUUUUAAAUAUGUUCCCUUCAGAUUUAUGGACAGAUAUAAUGGCGCAAUGAUGGACGUGUGGGACGCUCAUUAUAAAAUGUUCUGGUUUGACACCCAGGGUCACAGCCCCGAUACCAAGAUACAAGAGGCAGAGCAGGCGGCUGAGUUUAAAAAGAGGUGGACACAGUAUGUCAAUGUCACUUUUCCAAUGACAGGCACAGUCAGCAGAGUUGCUUAUGUGUUACACGGUCCAUAUGUCAAAGUGUCCAGCUGUAGAUUUGUGGAUAAUAGCAAGAAUGGAGUGAGACUUUCUUUAACCAUAAAUAACACAGAGAAGAUUGUCUCUAUAGCUACAAACUAUAAAGACAUAGGAGCAAGGUUGACUUAUUUAGGAUUUGGAGGUCACUGUAAAGUGGAGGAUAGAUAUCAAAUCACACGAUAUGGCCUUGGGACACAACUCAUCCCCAAACAAAUCAGUGCUGAUAAUCAGCUGUUUGACUUUGGAUUUACAGUCAAUGUGAUAGCAGGGGUUGUUCUCUGUGUGGCUAUAGGAUUUUUGACCAUGCAGAGGAAGUUUUAUGUCUGCUUCAGCAGGCUGAUGCGUUACGCCCUGCUCUCCGUGCUCAUCCUGUGGAUAGCCGAGUUGCUGUUUGUGUCUAACAGCUGCGAUCAGCUUCUCUGUGGGGUAAAAUGGAAAGGUGCGGGUGCCAAAAGCGAAGUAAACAACCAAAUCAGACUGUACGAGCAGCGCCGACUCCCCCUCCCUACCGUCCUCAUAGCAACCCUUCCCGGUUCAGGCUCAGAAAUACUCAAGCACCUUUUCUACAACAGCUCUGACUUUGUUUACAUUCGGGUUCCCACCGAGCACGUGGACAUACCAGAGACUGAGUUUGAGUUUGACUCCCUGGUUGAUGCCUGUGAGUGGUCAAGGUCAGAUGCUGAGCAUGGACGGUUUAAGAUUAUCCAAGGCUGGCUGCACUCGCUGGUCCACAACACCAAGCUCCACUUGCAAAACAUUCAGCUGGUAGAGGGCAGUAGGGUCAAACAGCCCCAGAAAGUCAGCACCUCCAGGGACAGAAAGAAAAGAUCAAGGAGGAGGGAGCAAGCGUCUGAGCUGAAGGGAAAACUGAGAGCCAGUCUGGACAGAGAUGCAGAUUAUGUUAGGGAGAUGAGACGACAUGUCGCUGAGUACCCCAACACCCGCGUGGUCCUCAGCAUGCGAAGUGGAAGCUGGGCGCUCAAACUACCUUUCGUUCAGGAGGUUGUGGGACAUUCACUGAGGACAAUCUAUUUGGUCAGGGACCCUCGAGCAUGGAUUUAUAUCAUGGUAUAUAACAGUAAACCCAGCCUAUACUCCCUUAAGAACAUCCCGCAGCACCUUUCCUUGAUAUUCAAGGAGGAUGCUGUCAAGGAUGGCUGCCCAACUGUGGCACCAGAGUUUAAAAUACUACAGAGGCUGCUGGCCCGAUCGGAGACAAACCCUAUCCUGAUACUGGCUCAUCUGUGGCUGGCUCACACCGCAGCAGUGCUGAGGGUCAGCGAGAGCCUCCCCGAGGAGUGCUACUACCAAGUGAGGUUUGAGGACGUGGUCAACUUCCCCCAGGAAACCGCGGAGAGCAUACACAGGUUUCUAGGGGUGCCCGUCUCACCCACAGCCCUCAACCAACUUCUAUUUACCACCUCCACAAACCUGUACAAUCUAAUGUACGAGGGAGACAUUUCACCAGCCAAUAUUAACAUGUGGAGGGAAAAAAUGCCACGAAAGGACAUCAGACUAAUAGAGGACAUAUGUGGGAGUGUGAUGAAGAGGCUGGGUUACGCCAGGUUUGCCAGUUAACUUACUGCUGCUGGUCAGCUGAUACGGAGCUGUCUUGUUUACUGUAGCUGCCAGUCACACUGAGUUCUGUAAAGUUUUCUUUAUUUGCACUGACCUUAAAUUAAAAAAAAAAAAAAAAAAAAAAAGAUGAUGUUACAAGUUGAGGAAAAACUUGGUAUCAUUAGGCUAAACUAAACUGUCUGUGUUCAGGGUUUUUUUUUGUUUCCUGUUAGUUGUAUUUUAUUUGGACGUGUGUACAGUGAUGUACCGACUACAACAACAGAUGUUUGUGAUGGAGGAAUAUUUUACAUUAAAAUGGGUUGAAGGAAGCUUCUGCUAAUAAUCUUCUCCCCCCCGCCCUCCCCAGCAGCCCUUCACACUUACUUGUAGCACUCUUUUUAUCGAGUGGUACUAGACCUUUGCUGUCUUUACAUGCAGCCGUGUCUUAAAAAGGAAUGCCACUGAACUUCAGCAUAAAUUUAGCUUUUUUACAGCGUCUUAUAACAGCUCGGUUUCUUUGUGAAGAUUAUAUACUGUGCGUCUUAGUAAGAGAUGUAAAAUGGGGAGGGGGGGAGGGUUUCCCAUUCCUAAUCUGUGAUGUCAGGAUGAUGUUUGUGCAAAGUUUAUAUCUGUUAUUACUGGAAUUAUUUCAGCGGGAUCAAGGGAUCUUUACUGGUUUAGGAACAGAUACGCUAUGAAGCUCAUUAGGAAGUAAGGCUUGUAUUUAUUGACGGUCUUAAUUUGUAGCUUUGGGAGAGAACAUUCACAAGGACUAAUUUGGCUGUCAUGAAUUUUAAUAUCUGAAUUUUGAUUGCUGUUUCCCUUUAAAACUGUAAAAAAAAAAUCAAAUAAAUAAGAAUGCUGCAUUGUAUAGAGUCUUUUGCAAAGCCGAGAAAAAGAUGACGGUAGAGAUAGUGCUUUAUUGCUGUAAUAUAGAUAUAUAAAAGAAAUGGAUUGUAUUUUCAUUAUAAAGGGGUACGCCAGUAGAGGGAUUUUAUUUUGAAGCUCAAAAGAUGUCAAGACGGUUUGGUGGCUUAGCACUUUCACAGGAACUUUUUUGAUUGUAUAUGGGAUUCAGUGCAUUUUUCCAAAAGCUGACUUUACUGUAUGUACUCGAUUAGCUUGGAAAUAUAAACGUCUGAAGAUAUUAUGUAUUGAAGAAAGAAAGUUAGAAGUAUUUAUGGGUUCCAAAGACACAUAUCCCAAAGGAUCAGGAAGGAAUAUGAUUAUUAUAACUCCCUUUGGCAUUUAUUGAAUUAGAUCAGAGGGAAGUGCUUAAUAGGGAUCAAACUGAAAAAAAAAACUGUCAGCCUUGACACAUUUCUAGUCAAAGCAAUUUCCAAAGCAUCCCCCUCAGCUACUCAUAUUAAUCUGCAAAAUGCCAUAACUGAGGCUUACCCUGUGUUUUAUUGCUGUGCUAAAGCCCAGAGGACACGCAAACAGCAUAACUUUCCAUUUCCUGUCCUGGUCAAUCAGAUAACAAAUGAUCUUUUGGGCAUUUGUCUUGAAAGCGUUCAGAGAGAAGAAGUGGAUUGAAUGAGCAGGGGGAUGAAUAUGAAGUAUAAAAAAAAAAAUCAGAGACCAUUUCUACUCUGUGAUGUUACGCUCUUUGACCAACACGCUGGGCAAAAAUGUAUGCUCCUCAGUAACCUUUAAUGCUGUCUCGCUUAAACAUUUUUGUACUGUAAAUGGAUCACAUUUAACAUAAAAAUGAUACACUCUAUUAUAGAUUCUCAAUUGCAUCUGUACACAGAAAAAAACAACAACCCAACAACAACAACAGCAACAACAUCAUUCGCAUUUGGAAAUAUCCAUCUUUUCUCAGCUAGAAACAGUCCUGUUUGUUUUCUUCUCUAUGAACACUGAAACCCUUGACUGCCUGGAAAACCUGUUUGAUGUUUGUGGUCUUUGAAUGUGUAGACUUGGCAGACAUGCUUUCACUUUGGUGUUGCAAUCCUGUUACCAACUCUGUUUUGUAUUUGCUCGUGGGGAUACGGUUCCUUGCUUCUGUGGCCUUGAAUUACAAUCAUUUUCUUUAUAACGUUUUUUUUUUUUUCUUCUGUGGGCUCCAGGAGCAGAGGGUG